CUCCCGUUUCCAGUGACAGACAAGUUCACGGAGAGCCUGUACGUGCUGGCCAACGAGCCCUCGGUGGCGCUGUUCCGGCUGCAGGAGCACGUCCGCCGGUCCCUGCCCGAGCUGGCCCAGCACAAGUCAGACAUGCAGAGCUGGGAGGAGCAGAGCCAGGGAGCCAUUUACACUGUGGAGUAUGCCUGCAGUGCCAUCAAGAACAUGACUGACAGCAGUGUUUACUUCAAGAGCAUUGACAGCCUCCUCAAACAUUCCAUAGCCAUGAAGGAGCAGCUGAAUUCCACCCAGGGCCGCAGGGUGUCUGAAAAAAAAUCCUGGAAAAAACAAUUCCAGGAUGAUCCAGGACAGAAUUCCCAAUUUUCCUCUCAUUUCUGGGGAGAAACAGCCUUGUUUGUGAAGGGAAAAAUGGGAAUAAAUUGAA
Messenger RNA from Ficedula albicollis (Collared flycatcher), 424 nucleotides. It is a transcript of the gene BORCS8, whose product is annotated as BLOC-1 related complex subunit 8. The record is from RefSeq and is a predicted model, not a curated record. Lineage: Eukaryota; Metazoa; Chordata; Aves; Passeriformes; Muscicapidae. The annotation marks the transcript as partial. Gene Ontology annotation, cellular component: BORC complex. The transcript has 3 exons.